Messenger RNA from Tachyglossus aculeatus (Australian echidna), 4876 nucleotides. It is a transcript of the gene RAB8B, whose product is annotated as RAB8B, member RAS oncogene family. The record is from RefSeq and is a predicted model, not a curated record. Gene Ontology annotation, cellular component: synaptic vesicle; trans-Golgi network transport vesicle; endosome. Gene Ontology annotation, biological process: protein secretion; cellular response to insulin stimulus; protein localization to plasma membrane. The coding region runs from base 15 to 638 and encodes 207 amino acids. The transcript has 8 exons. Lineage: Eukaryota; Metazoa; Chordata; Mammalia; Monotremata; Tachyglossidae. Gene Ontology annotation, molecular function: GTP binding; GTPase activity.
GCCCGAGCGAGAAGAUGGCGAAGACGUACGACUAUCUGUUCAAGCUGCUGCUGAUCGGGGACUCGGGCGUGGGGAAGACCUGCCUCCUGUUCCGCUUCUCGGAGGAUGCCUUCAACACCACCUUCAUCUCCACCAUCGGAAUUGAUUUUAAAAUCAGAACGAUAGAGCUAGACGGAAAGAAAAUCAAGCUCCAAAUAUGGGACACGGCAGGCCAGGAAAGGUUCCGAACAAUCACAACAGCCUACUACAGAGGAGCCAUGGGAAUUAUGCUGGUGUAUGACAUCACAAAUGAAAAAUCUUUUGACAACAUUAAAAACUGGAUAAGAAACAUUGAAGAGCAUGCCUCUUCGGAUGUAGAAAGAAUGAUCUUGGGUAACAAAUGUGAUAUGAAUGACAAAAGACAAGUAUCAAAAGAAAGAGGAGAGAAGUUAGCGAUUGAUUAUGGGAUUAAAUUCUUGGAGACGAGUGCAAAAUCCAGCAUAAAUGUAGAGGAGGCAUUUUUUACACUUGCAAGAGACAUUAUGACGAAACUCAACAGAAAAAUGAACGACAGCAGUUCUUCGGGAGCGGGUGGACCGGUGAAAAUAACAGAAAAUCGAUCAAAGAAGAGUAGUUUCUUCCGCUGCGCACUACUUUGAUGAACUUGUAAUGAUAGACUGCAGCAUACCUAGGAGAACCUUUACCGCUUCUCUGCAAGCACACCCAGCUUCAGAGAAGCAAUGCCACCAAGCUGCUGCUGAGAGCUCCGUUGAACUUAGACUUCUUAAAAUGCCAAGUGGAUGUCAGCUUGAUGGCCUAUCAACCCCGCCAGGCUCCCUUUACUGAAAACAUGGAAGCAAAGAAGUGGAGAGACAUAUGCAGGAAUUAACUUGGUUUUUUUUUUUCUUGGUUUCUUUGUUUCAUCGCCUAUUGCAAAAGCUGCUAUAUUUCUUUUAACUUUGCACAUCAGUGUUAGCCUUUCUUUACCUGUUACUGCACAACAUCACACUUACACUUGCACAGUUUUGUCUUGUGAAAUUCUUAACAGUUUAUUGCAUUGCGGGGGGGGGGGGGGGGGUAUUUUCUAGAGGCAAAAUCGACAAUGUGAGAAAGGUUAAUUCACUAGAAUUCUGAUUCACUUGACCUUGUUCAGAAAGACGUGAUUGCAGCUUCAGUUCAUUUCUACAUAAGGGCUCGGGUGUCAUUUGUUGAAAAUCAGUGUUAAACACUAAUGUGAUUUAAUUUUUUCAAUUAAGAAAAUGCACUAAUUUGUCUAUAUAGAAAGUUCACAGAAAUUUUUCUGAGUGGAAGGGAUUUCUUAACCCUGUUCUUUUUACCUCUGAGGUAAGCUGGGUAUAGUAUGUUUUUCUUAAUAAGUAUCUUCUCUGCCUAAUCUUUAGUCACCGCCUUUCAAAAACAUCCACUCAAUCUAUUUUAGCUUUCUUUUAGUUCAUAUUUAGGACUCUUCUUUGGACCUACGUUCUUUAACGCCAUUAAAAUAUUCUUGGAUUUUUGUGUGUUUUUAUAGCUAUGAUACCUCCUUGAUCUGAAAUCUUGCAUCAGUAGAGGUAUGGGUACUUUGUUUAUGCUAAAUCUGCCUAUUGAACUAAUAAAAAUUCUCCCUGUAGUUUUGCCUCCUCAAUGUCAUAGCUGGAGCAUUCAUCUUUACUGUAACCACUGGCAGUGAUGCUUGGUAAGAAUUAGUCUCCUGUCCAGGUUUGAUAGCUCUUUAGUAUGGAAUACAACCUGUUGAGAUUAACUACAGUCUGAGAGUUUUUGAAAGAGGACAACUUUUUUGUUUGAGGCCUUUUUUUAGUAUAAAUGAUUGAACUCUGCCGCUUCUGGUGGUUAUGCCCUUUCAAUAAAGGAAACAUGAACAUUUUAGUUUUAGAGCAACUCUUGUUGAAUGUGUAAAAACUGGGUCCAUUUACUCAGGUUUUAGGCUAUAGAACAUACUGUUGCCAACCAGAAGGUCACUUGACAUGGUAAUUCGAACUUGAUAUAUCCUUUACAGUGUAUAUUUUUUCAAAUCUUUCCAUGGAUGAGAAAUAAGAGAAUAAGGGUUUUAAUGUUUGGCGAUGCACCCGAUUCAGACCGACAUAAUCAAAUUGGCAAACCUAACACUGUCAUCAGUGUUUGUGCUAGACUAUUUAAAGGGAAGUGGAAGACGGGUGAGGAGAUGAAAUGGGUCUUUCGUAAUUUCCUAACUCUUUUUUUUUCCUUCGAACUCUUUCUAUAUCAUCUAGAAGGAAUAUAAUAAUGUAAUCAUUGAUAGCUGAUAGUAGAAAUAGUGGAUUUGGUUAUCGCAGGUAACUGUUUCAGUUAGGGAGUGUGAUUAGAAUGCUUUGGUCAUUAACCUUUCUCACAUUUUGAAACGUAUAAACAGGCCAUCAAAAUUAAUAAGGGACCUUCCAUUUCUGUUGGGCUUCUAAUUAUGUUGCAGAAAAUCUUCAGCCUCACUGACUUUCUAAUCAGUUUUGGAUUUUAAAUGACUCCAAACAUGUGUUCUUAAUGCUAAAUCCCAUAUAAUAAAGUGCUCUUUGUAAUUCGAUUGUGGUUUACUAUUAUUCAGACUGAUUUUUGACCAGAAUAAAAGCUGUCUACAUUUAGCAUUUUAUGAAAUUGGUAAACGUAGUUACAUUUUCUGCAAAAGUGUUUUCUAAUAGAGCAAGCAUUAUGACACCAUUUAUUGUGAAUGUAAUUCUCUUUCAGUAAUUUACCUCUGAUUAUUUGGUGUCCUAAUGCUUCAACUUUAUCUCAGGGGUUGUCUGCGAACCAAAACUGACAUACUGACAUAUUCUGUGUUUGGCUUUUUUUUUUAUGAACAGAAUGCUUUUGCUCUUGUUGUACAUGUCAUAUCUCUCCUUUAUUUUUGGUUCCUGUAUAUAUUAAAACAUAGUCUCCAUGAACUUCCCUUUGAAAGAGCCUGAAAGUAGUAAGUCUAAAAGGGCUUUUUGAGGUAGCAGCAAAUUUGGUACAUCAGCUCUCUUGUAUAAAAAAAAUUUAAAAUAGUUUCUUUGCUAUUUUCUUACAUUUAGCUACGCUAAAUUGUAUAUAAAUUUGAGGUGAGACCAUAGGAAAUUCACUUUAUGCAUGGUAAAAUGAUGCAGUAAAUAUUUCACUUCGCUUAAUAAUGUUCAUAUAGUGCAUUAUUUUUUCUAUUCGUAGAAGGAUUUGUGAAAGAUAAUUUUGUCUGUUCCCUGCUGAAACUGAAAAACUAGUUUCGUGUGAACAUUUUGUGGUCUUAAGGUAAAAUAAAAAAAAAAUCGCAGCAGUAUUAAGUGGUUCCUUGGCUGCACUUUAUAAUCAGUGUGCUCCUCCUUUUUAUAAUGGUUGGUGUAGACUUUUCCACAUACAGCCGGAGUGCCAGACAAUGAAAAAUGUGUUGUAACUAAGUAGCAUGUAAAUCAGCUGAUAGCGUUCCCUUUUGCUGAGAUCUUAUUUUAGCUAUACUUUGCAUUUGCAAACAGUUAUUGGUAUGUUUUACCAGUCCAUCUGUUAAUAGACCCUGGCGAUUUCCUUACAGCGUCUGUUGUUAACUUCAGACUAUAAUCUUUACUUUGAAGGAGUCUUUUUUUUUUAACUAUACCUCAGUAGCUAGUAUUCUAAUAUCCAGUAGAACAAAGGUGAGCCGACUAUUACGCAUCCUACAAAGUAGAAGGUGUAUGUUUUGAGUGAUCUAAAGGCAUCAUUAGCCUUUGGGCAAAGAUGGGUGUUUCUUCUUAUUAAGAAUAGAGCCUACAUUUCCUGCAAAAAUAAAAAAAAAAGAAGUGUUUCCCAUCUUUUUAAGUCUGUCUGUGCAAUAUAGAUAAACUUAACUUUCAAGAUUUCUCAGUAACAAAAGAUACAAAACAAAACUUCAAUUUAUAAAUGAUAACCUUUUAGAAUCUGAACUAAAACUAUCAAAGCUUUUUCAGCCCGUGACUUAAAUGACAUAUAUAUAUGUAUAUAUAUAUAUAUGGGGCAAUUUUUAAAAUCCCUGAUUAAUGUUGUUUAGUUUGUAAUCUUUUAAGGCAGGUUUUCAUGCUUAAAUUUACAUUUUAAACCCCCUUUUUGUAGGUUGAUUCAUUAGUCUCUAAUGGCUUCUUUAAUUCUCAUAGUUGCCAUUUUUUAUUUUUUUUUUAUGGACAGGACAAUUCUUGUUCCUUUUAAGAGAAAAAAGAUAUCUUACCGUAAAACCAAAUGAACCUUCAGAUCCUCUGAAAACUUCCUAAUGGCAGUUGGGUGGAUGGAAUUAUUAUGAGUCUAUUUAGAUUAUCCAAAUUGUUAUUUUACUAACCACGACAAUUCAUCUUUAAUCUGAUUUUGUAAUUUUGAGUGAAGUUUGUAGGAAGAGUUGAAGGAUUAAUUAUUAAUAAUUGUAUUUAAAGACUUCUGUUCAUCCCUUGGGAUAUGUGUGCCAUAUCUGGUCUUUUUAGAUGUAACUUGAAUUUCAAGAUGUCAAGAAAAAGCAGAACUUCCCAUUUCAUUUUCUUAGUUUUCGAUGAAUUUCAUUACUGUGGUGCAUUCCUAUGGCCUUACAAAUGGGUUGGGUUUUUGGUUUGCCACUGACACUGCUAGAAUAAGACUGCAGUGUUCAGGUAACUGAAUAUCUGUCUGAAAAGCACGACCCUAGGGAGAAAUGCUUGAUUUUUUUCAAUAGAUUCCUCCUACAAUGUGUGUUUAAGCACAUUUUAUCUCUGCUCCAAAGGCUUAAUGUGAAAAGCUCCUGCAGAUAAAGUGGACUCUUGUCAUGUGGUUAACUUGUAUAAAUCUAAUCAUUAAUUUGUGUACUGAUACUGAUGCUGUGUUUUAAAAAAAAAUAGAUUUUAUUAUUCAUGUGAAUUUUUUUUACAACAAUGUGUCUCAAAUAAAAAUUACAUAAUGAAAGUAUUCAUAGCUUUCUGUACAAAAUACA